Molecule: messenger RNA, 6295 nt
Organism: Schistocerca serialis cubense
Lineage: Eukaryota; Metazoa; Arthropoda; Insecta; Orthoptera; Acrididae
Product: ribosomal protein S6 kinase delta-1
Exons: 14
Coding region: 160-3225 (1021 amino acids)
Biological process (GO): protein phosphorylation
Molecular function (GO): ATP binding; protein kinase activity; phosphatidylinositol binding
Source: RefSeq, a predicted model, not a curated record
GUCAAGUAUUGAAGGGUUUAGGUGCGGCAUGUAAAUAGAGCAGACUGUGUUGUGCCUGUGUUGUUAUGUAAUAUUUAUGAAAAUGAUUACAUAGUUCUCCAGAAGAGAUACACAAGCAAUUGAUGACUGUUGAUUCAUGGAUUGAAGAACGCGACGAUAAUGACACCAAGUCAUGAUAACUGGAUUAGAAAAUUUAUUGUAUCUGAUCCGAGAAAACAUAAAAAAGGUUUCACCGUUUACAAAGUAACGUCAAUAGUAUAUGCAGAGUCAUCUCCUGAGGCACUGGCAAAGACAGUUGUAUGGAAGAGAUACAAUGACUUCAAGAAACUUCAUAACCAACUGCAGAUAAAACAUAAAAAGCUGUAUCUGAAGGACACUUUUCCACCAUUUGUGAAAGCAAAAUUUUUUGGACGGUUUGAAGAUGAUGUCAUUGAGGAAAGGAGGAAGUGUGCAGAGUCAUUGUUGCAGUUUGCAUCUCAGCACUCUGCAUUAUAUAAAUGCAGUGCUUUUGUUAAAUUUUUUGAGUCUGGUUACACAGUCACAGAAAAUAUAGUGGAGGAAGCUCCUAUUGUUCUAGUUACAGGAAGUGAUGAAAUAACAAAUAAUACUCCAUCAUUGUUGGACUCAUUGGGCAGCAGAAUGCCACAGGAAAGUGUUGUACCAAGGACUGAUGCAGAGGGUCCUUAUCUGAAGCUAGAAGGUACUUGGAAAUUUCCGCAAGUCCCUGAUUCAAUAUCAUGGAGUUCACAUAGUUCAGAUGAAAGGACUACUUUUACAGAUACUGAUUCUGCUAUCAGUGGUGUUAGUACUCCUUUACAGGGUUCAGAUCUUCAGUUUUUUGAUCCUUUGCAAUCUCCAGAAAGAACAAGUAGAGCAACAUCAUCACAAGUCAGCAAUAGCUGGUUACUUUCAAUGCCAACAUCUUCAGUAACAGAAGAUGACCUCACAUCAUACAGCAAUGAACAGACCAUCAGGGCAUCUAGUGAUGGAAAUUGUUUGAUACUUGAUGCUAGUAAGCUUACUCUGUAUGAUAGCCAAGCUUUAGAAACUGUGACAAAAGAAACUGGGCAUUCUGAGCAAGUAAAUUGUGCCUCAGAACUAAGCAACUGCAACCGGCAGGAUGUAGCUCUGGGUGACAUAUUUGGUACUACUUCUGGUCAGGAAGCUGGCUACAUAUUUGAAGCAGCACAUCAUGUAACUCUAGCCCAGCAGCAGGAGGCAAAUGGGAACUAUGAAGCAGCUUUUACUUGCUACAAAACAGGAAUUGCCUGUCUUCUGAAUGGAGUACAAAAUGACCCAGACUCACAACGGAAAAAGUUUGUUCGUGACAAAACAGCAAAAUACCUCCUCCAAGCAGAAAAAUUGUAUAAUGAAAACUUAGCACCAAAAUUGAAGGAGUCUUUUCACUGGAAUGAGUCUGAACAUCAGCUAUCAAGACAUUCCUCAGAACUGAAGUCCUACAAAGUCCUUGGAAUUAUUGAUAGAGUGAUGUUGGCUCUAAAUAGACAAGAAAACAAGUGCUAUGUUAUUAAGGUUCUGCACAAGUCACCAUGUCCUGCCGAUCAAAACAGAAAAACAAUUCUUCCUCAGAAUGUACCAUACAUGGUAAAAAUGUACCAUUACAUAGAUACAGAGUCUGCUGUAUUCCUUAUACUACAGCAUGCAAGUGGUGGAAGACUUUGGGACCAUAUCAGCUCUUAUUUUGAAUCACUACCCAAUACUCCUAUACACAUUUCAACCAAAGGCAAUGCUUAUUAUGGUAAAAAUGUCACCCAUAAAGUAAAACAAGAUGGCUAUGAGACAGAAAUGUUGUCUUCACCUGAGGAAGUGAAGGAAGUUGAAGAAACUCCUAAAGGCAAUGACACCUGUUCAGUAUCAAGUCAGGAUAAUAGUUAUCUGGAUCUGAUACGUGAUUAUGAGUCUGCAUCAAAAACAGUAUCUGUCCACUAUAGAGAUGAUUCUUCUUUUGUUGGAAAGGAUUUAAGGAACCUUGAUGAAUUGCUUGGUGGAACGGAAGCUAAUAUGACUGAUGCCAAUGGUAAUUCCAUCAAGUGUCCUGUUCCAAGUGUAAGUGUAAAAAAUGGGCCAGAAAGACCAUUUCCAAGCUAUGGUGAAACAGGGGAGACUUACAGAGCUGUGGACAUACAAGCUGCAAGUAAGCAAUUGCAUGACCAGCCAUCUUCUAAUUCAGAUCCUGCAGUGGAUGCAUUCUCCUUUUCAUGGAAGAAUUUAGAGAGAUUAGAGACUUAUGAUUUGCUAGAGAAUGCUCAGAAAUUGAUCAGAUCUGUGAAUGAAACACUUCUUGAAAGUGAAGUUGAGCUAAGACACAUUGACAGCCCAGUUUCAGAUUCAAAUGGCAUUUAUACAUCACUCUGUGAGAAAAGGAGCACAAACUCAAAUAUACAUGCAGAAAAUGGGAAUAAUGAAGUAAAGAAUACUAGCCAACCAAAUGACACUGUUGACAGAGUUGUCUGCAGCAAGACAGACAAGAAAACAUCAAAGAAUGUGAUUCGAGGGAAGUCUUCAGAACCAGCUGGUAGAACAAGAGAGACUCGGACCUCAACCAAUAGACGACGGUCUGUUAAUAGUCGAUCAGAAAGAAGAUUUAGUACUGAUGAUAUGUGUGAAGGGCGUGCAAGGACCAUGUCUGGUAGUCUGGAUCGAGGUCAUCAAUGGUCGAGAUUUCUUUCAAUGAAUGAUUGUCAUAGACCACUGCUGCCAGAAGCUACAGUUCGUGAGUGGGCUGCGCAGUUAGUUCUUUGCUUGGAAUCAUUGCAUCAGUGGGGAAUUAUCUGCAGGGAUUUGCAUCCAGAUAACAUUCUGUUGGGAGAAAGAGGCUCUCUAUUGGUAUCAUAUAUGUGCCAGUUGGGAGCAGUUGAUUCUGUUAUUAAUGAAGAAGCUGUGAACUCCUUGUACUGUGCACCUGAAGUAAAAUCCAUAUUUCCAGUGACACCAGCUGCUGAUUGGUGGAGCUUCGGUGCUAUCCUUUUCGACUUACUGACAGGAAAGGCACUAGCUUCUUGUCAUCCAGCGGGAAUUCAGAGUCAUACAGUCUUAAAUGUUCCGGAUUAUGUUUCAAAGGAAGCAGUAGAAAUUCUAACAGAGCUUCUGAGGUAUGAUCCUGAAGAAAGACUUGGUUCUGGCAUUAAUGGGAUUGAAAAACUGAAGUCGCAUCCUUUCUUCAAAGGUAUAGACUGGAAAGCUAUGCUAGUCAAGAGUUCAUGAACUGGAUAUAUAUGCUAUUUAAUGUGAGCUAUGUUUGUCAAGCUUUUAAUUCAGACUUGUUCAGCAAGAUUACACAUGUUAUACAGAUAAGAUGAUCUGUACACUUGCAUAAUAAUGCUUUUAAAGCUGGAGAAAUCAAUCAUAAGAGAUUCUGUAAGCUUUAUUGCUUAUUUUGUGACUGAAAAAAAAGCAUUUAAAUUAUGUCUCCCAUGAUUACCGAUCUGAAACGAAUUGAAGGAGAAAGAUUGUCUCUGGUUUCAUAAAUUGGCUUUAAAAACAUUAUCUGACACACUGACUUAGAUUCCUUUUCGAAUGUUAUUGUACAGCUAUGUAAAUAUAUAGAAUACAUAAUGGCCAGCCAGUAGACUAAUGUCAUUAUGUAGACUGUGUUACCAAGGAAAGUGGUUGUCAGUGUGUUUCAAAGUCUUUGCAUCAAACAUCUAGGGACGAUAGAUUGUUUUAAGAGAAAACUUCUGUUAGAGACAAAAUGUUCACUGACAAUUUCUGGCAAUGUUAGAUGUCCUAAAAUGUUAUUCCCCAUGAUACAAUCUAUCACCUCUGAUUGUUUGACGUAAAUACUGUGUGUGUGUGCGUGUGUGUGUUUGUAAGAAAGGUGUACAAUUGUUGCUUUAAAUUUCAAAUACUGCAGAUCACUAUGUAUCUCAUGAACUUGAUUAGUAAAACAUCUGUUCAAGAUUCUAGUUUCUGGACAAAAGAGAAAAGAACUUCCUGUUGUAUAUUUAUGUGUAAUUGAAAGUUAUUCUGUGCGUGUCUUACUUGAAGAAUAUUGUGCUUGUGAUGCAUGCAGACAGUGGAGUUUGGUGCAGAUAUUGUGAUGUGAUUAUAUAUGAUAAUAUUGUGACAUAUAUACCCAGCCCCAAAAUUUUGCAUAAUGCUGACCAUCUUCUUUUAUGUCACAGUCAUUGAAAGGGCACUAAACAGAAUGGACUGAUAACAAAAGCUGACUAGAUGAGAGCACAAGGAAGACAAAGAUGGUGCCUCCCAGCGACACUUACACUAGCACCUUUUAAAAUUUCACUUGUGUAACGUAUUAUUUGUAGUACUACACUGGAAUAAUUUGCUGUUAGACCAUAGAACGGUAUGGGAAGGUGAGAAUGACAUAAUUUGUGACCAAACUUAACAGAAUUAGUUGAAAUGCAAUAGUCAAAGCAUUUUUUUGGAAAUUGGUUUGUGAUGUAUAGUGGAGUGUGCAGUUUACAGCAGACAAUUACAUUUUGAUAUCUUUAAAUGCUUAAUGAUGAAUGUAGCUGUGCAUAAUGUGCAUGCUUUAUUGUAUGAACGUGCACUCAGAACAAUAAGCAGUGGUUUUGAGUUUAUUUGGUGUAACCCAGGUCUGGAUUUUUUUUGUACAUUUACAGCUCGGCACAACACAGACUAGUCAAUAAAACCAUUCUGUAAAUUUAGUUUGCAGCAAAUUACUCAGUGGUGCUUGAGACAGCAGAGAACUCAGAUUAACAUUUCCAAAGUUUUUUAUGAAUACUAGUGUUUUCAGGUGACAGUCCUGGUAACUUUUUCUAAAUGGUAGAUAUAAAACAAUGAUGUGCCAACAGUCGCUAUUACAUGGCUCUAUCAUGUGGCAGUCUGUCAAGAGUACACAAUGUACAUUGCUUUAGGAAGUCUGUACAAAAGCUAGCCUUCAGGAACAGAAUGAUAGAAUUGUAAGCUAGUAUGCUUUGCUCAUUAUUUUUAAAGUUGUGAUGCGUGCAGUACAAAAUUUGGUCACAUUAAUAUAUAUGUAAAUAACAGAUUUGUGAUCAUAUUUGAAAGUUGUCAUAUAGUAUUAUAUUUGAAGAUAUCUGCUUGUAGGUAAAACUAUAAUCAUCUGAUAUCUAUUGUACCUGACUCAAAAUUUGUGAUAGUUCCUGUAUUUCUUUCUUAGUAAUUACUCUUUCCUGUUCUGUCAUUGUUAAUGCAUAUUACUCAUAUGUUUCAAAAAUAUAUAUUUUACAAUAAUUGUGAAUUGUGUCUUUCAGCCACAAUUUGUUCAACAUUCCAUUACUCAGACUGAGAUAUGUUGAUAUUUGUACACAACAUGUUUAAUACAAAACUUUGAUGACUCGGCAUUUUGGUAGUUUGAAUGAAAGACUAGAGAUAUUGUCACUACUGUCCGAAAACCAGUUUUCUGUAAUGUCCAUGUACUAAUAUCUUCUUCACAUAUGUGUUGCUCAUAAAAAAAGAUACUGACAUGCCACUUUCAAAUCAGAUUAUUAAUAAAAUGUAUGAAGAAUGUUCUGUACUUCUUUUUUCCUUUCUUGGAGAUGAUAAGAGUGUAAAAUGAGAAUAUAUAUAGUUCAUGUAAUGAACCUGUAACUUUUAUGUAUGAGAAUACAUUGCUGUUUGUUGACUGAACAGUUAAUUAGUUUGAUUACUCUUCAUUGUACUUCUGGGCAAACAUUCAUCUGUUUUGUUUCAAACUUGUUAAAUAAUUGUUUAGCUCUUUUAUAUAUUGACAUCAGUAGAGGAGAGACCAAAUUUAGAGCUUUAUCUAUGAAAUAAAAGAAAGUUUACUAUGUGUGAUAUUGAAUACUCAGUAAUAAAUAGUACUUGUGGAAUUUAUAAGAGUAAAUAAGUAAUUUCUGUUUAACAUUAUUUAGUUGUGUAGUUGAUGGUGGACAGUGUUGCAGCUUCAUUUAUCUGUCUUCAUUUAGUUUAUUGUGAACAGUAUUACAGUGUGUUGUUUUUUAGCACAAUGUGUGCACUUCAGUGAUUCUUUAUUCCAUUCAAAAAGUGCUUGUAAUCAAUGGCCUCAUGAUGAAGUUAUAUUUAAGCUGGUUAACCCCUUAGGUGUGAAUUCCCAACCACCCUUGUAGUGUGAUUUUUACUGCAUGUAUUUGAGGGUGCUAUGUACAAUGCACACUACAAACACUACAUCUGCUAAACUACACAAGAAAGCAUUCUGAGAAAGAUAGUACAAACAGUACUAUAAAAAUGAAAUGGACAAAUUUCUUCAGUUACAAACAGUGUAGCGUGGCUUUAAAAAGAACAUUUCAAAGUGUGUGUGUGUGUGUGUGUGUGUGUGUGUGUGUGUGUGUGUGUGUGUGUGUGUGUG